AAUAGGCUUUAGGCUUAGUAGCUGUGGAUAGAAAGAGAGAGAGAGAGCUCCUUCUCCUCCUUCAGCUCGCUCUCUGAUUCGAGGUCUUGGCCAAUGCCGUUGGAGUGACUGUGAAAUGGUGCUAUGAAUUCAUGGCCUCUUCUCACUCUUCGCUGCUUCACAUUCAUUCCCUUUCCCUUCGGAGAAGCUUCAGAUUAUUUGCCAGAAGCUUCUCAAGCAUUCAGAGUCCAAAGAAACUUGAUUCACUCCGCUUUUCUCCAAUUAAAUCCCCAAAGGGCUACUGUAGCAUAUCCAGUAGUUUUAAUUCGGCUUUACCGGGAGUUCUUCGUGAGAAUGGGGAUGCUGCAUUUUACUCUAAAAGUGAGCGAGUACUAUGCGGAGAUAUGCCGCUAGGUUCAGUCAAGCAAGAAGAGAAAACAGUGAACAGUAACCCUUCAGAUGGUAGAGUCAUGCUCAUCGAUGGCACAUCAAUCAUUUAUAGAGCGUACUAUAAACUUUUAGCAAAGUUGCACCAUGGCCAUCUGUCACAUGCUGAUGGAAACGGAGAUUGGGUGCUAACCAUCUUUUCAGCACUUUCUCUUAUAAUUGAUGUGCUGAAGUUUACCCCUUCCCAUGUGGCGGUGGUGUUUGACCAUGAUGGAGUUUCAUUUGGUCAAACUUGUAUUUCAUCCAAAGAAAAUGUUAAAGGAAAAGGGCUGAAUUUUCGUCAUACUUUAUACCCUGCAUACAAGAGCAAUCGCCCCCCUACACCUGAUACCAUUGUCCAAGGCCUUCAAUACUUGAAAGCUUCCAUUAAGGCUAUGUCCAUUAAGGUGAUUGAGGUGCCAGGUGUGGAAGCUGAUGAUGUGAUUGGAACGUUGGCUGUUAGGAGUGUUGAUACUGGGUACAAGGUACGGGUUGUCUCCCCAGACAAAGACUUUUUCCAGAUCCUAUCUCCUUCAUUACGUCUUUUACGAAUUGCUCCACGUGGCUUUGAUAUGGUUUCAUUUGGCAUGGAAGAAUUUGCUAUAAAAUAUGGAAGCCUUCAACCUUCUCAGUUUGUUGAUGUGAUCUCACUUGUUGGUGACAAAUGCGAUAAUAUUCCAGGAGUUGAUGGAAUCGGAAACGUUCAUGCUGUGCAACUCAUCACUAAAUUUGGCACAUUGGAGAAUCUUUUGCACUGUGUUGAUCAAGUUGAAGAGGAACGAAUCAGAAAGAUCUUGAUAACAAGUGCUGAUCAGGCUCUCUUGAGCAAGAACUUGGCACUAUUACGUUCUGAUCUUCCAUUCUACAUGGUACCUUUCACCACAAAAGAUCUGGCAUUUCAAAAGCCUGAGGACAAUGGGGAGAAAUUCACGAGCCUCUUAACGGCUAUAAGUGCAUAUGCGGAAGGAUUUUCAGCUGAUCCAAUCAUCAGGAGAGCAUUUUACUUAUGGAACAAACUAGGAAAACCAUAAUCAAGUUUUAUAGGUUUUCAAUGGGUCAUAGUAGUCGGAAGCCUAUGCUGGUUGCAAAAGUCAAAAGCACCGGAAAUGCAUCAACUUCGUAUGGCCUAUAGGUUCAACACUGGCCAUCAUUUCUCUUAGCAGCUUUAUGUUUUGUGUGAAUCUUAUCAUGUGUAUAUAUAGUUCCUAGUUCUUCUACUUAAUUUAAAUAGAAGAAAAAGGUUUUGAAA
Molecule: messenger RNA, 1654 nt
Organism: Prunus dulcis (almond)
Lineage: Eukaryota; Viridiplantae; Streptophyta; Magnoliopsida; Rosales; Rosaceae
Product: DNA polymerase I
Exons: 15
Coding region: 132-1436 (434 amino acids)
Biological process (GO): DNA replication, Okazaki fragment processing
Molecular function (GO): 5'-flap endonuclease activity; DNA binding
Source: RefSeq, a predicted model, not a curated record